Messenger RNA from Striga hermonthica, 2730 nucleotides. The record is from the annotation of a GenBank genome assembly. Lineage: Eukaryota; Viridiplantae; Streptophyta; Magnoliopsida; Lamiales; Orobanchaceae.
AUGAUUUCUCUCACACAAUCGCCUUGGUUUUCUACUCUCCCCAUAAAUCCUCCAUUUUCAAAGACAAGUUAUGCCGGUGCCAAAAUCCUCUUUCCCCCAAACAUUAACACCAAUGCGUGCAGAAGAAAAUGCUUAGCUGGUGAUCAAUCCCAGCCGCAAACCAGAGGUCCUCAAAAGCAGCGGCAGAAUUCUGAGAGGCCGCGCAAGAAGAACCAGCAACAACUAGAUGAUGACAAAAAUGACGGCAUCGACCCUGUCGGGUUCCUCGCCAAACACGGCAUUACAGACAAAGCCUUUGCCCAGUUCCUUCGUGAGCGGCAUAAGGCGUUUAAGGACUUGAAGGAUGCUUUGUAUUAUCGCCACCUCAAUCUUCAUGAGCUGGCUUCUGGAUUCGAGAUACUUGGCAUGCACCGGAAUGUGCAGCACCGUGUGGAUUUCAUGGACUGGGCUCCAGGUGCUCGCUAUUGUUCUCUGGUGGGGGAUUUUAAUGGUUGGUCACCAACCGAGAAUUCUGCCAGGGAGGGUCAUCUUGGCCAUGAUGACUAUGGGUACUGGUUCAUAAUUCUUGAAGAUAAACUGAAGGAAGGAGAAGAGCCUGACCAAGUGUACUUUCAGCAGUACAAUUACGUCGACAAUUAUGAUAAAGGUGACAGUGGUGUUACAGUUGAAGAAGUUUUCAAGAGAGCUAAUGAUGAGUACUGGGAACCUGGCGAAGACCGGUUCAUAAAUUCACGUUUUGAGUUAGCAGCAAAAUUGUUUGAGCAAAUAUUUGGGCCUAAUGGGCCGCAGACGGAAGAGGAACUGGAAGAAAUACCAGACGCAAAAACAAGAUACAAAGCCUGGAAAGAGAAACAUAAAGAUGAUCCUCCUGGCAACCUUCCACCUUGUGAUGUGAUUGAUGAUGGAAAAGACCAUGAUGAGUUUGAAGUCGUAACUGAUCCUGCAUGGCAAGAGAAAUUCAAAUCCAAGAAGCCCCCUAUUCCAUAUUGGCUGGAGACUCGUAAAGGAAGGAAAGCUUGGUUACAAAAGUAUAGACCUGGGAUUCCCCAUGGAAGCAAAUACAGGGUGUACUUCAACACCCCCAUGGGGCCUUUGGAGAGAGUUCCUGCUUGGGCUACAUAUGUGAUUCCAGAAGCAAAUGGUAAUCUACCUUUUGCUGUUCAUUGGGAACUGCCUCCUGAAAGUGCCUACAAAUGGAAACAUAAGCAUCCACCAAAGCCAAAAUCUUUGCGAAUUUAUGAGUGCCAUGUCGGGAUAAGUGGAAAGGAUCCUGGAGUUUCUACCUUCAAUGAGUUCACUGACAGUGUUUUAACUCAUGUAAAGGAAGCUGGAUACAAUGCGAUACAAUUGAUUGGAGUUCCUGAGCACAAAGAUUAUUUCACUGUUGGCUAUAGGGUGACAAAUUUCUUUGCUGUUAGCAGUCGUUUUGGCACACCUGAAGAUUUCAAGAGAUUGGUGGAUGAAGCACAUGGGCUUGGUCUUCUUGUUUUCCUAGAUAUCGUUCAUUCAUAUGCUGCUGCUGAUGAAAUGGUUGGGUUAUCAUUUUUUGAUGGAGCAAAUGAUUGCUACUUCCACUCUGGUAAAAGAGGCCACCACAAAUUUUGGGGCACAAGAAUGUUCAAUUAUGGAGACCAUGAUGUGUUGCAUUUCCUUCUUUCAAAUUUAAAUUGGUGGAUAGUGGAAUACCAGAUUGAUGGCUUUAAUUUUCAUUCUCUAGCAUCAAUGAUGUAUACGCACAAUGGAUUUACUACUCUUACUGGCGAUAUGGAAGAGUUCUGUAACCAAUAUGUCGACAAGGAUGCUUUCCUCUACCUCAUAUUAGCAAAUGAGAUAUUGCACGCCCUUCAUCCAAAUAUAGUGACAAUUGCUGAAGAUGCCACACUUUAUCCAGGACUCUGUGAACCAACUUCUCAAGGUGGAUUGGGAUUUGAUUAUUUCGUUAAUCUCUCUGCAUCAGAAUUGUGGUUGUCAUUCCUUGAGAAUGUUCCUGACCAUGAAUGGAGCAUGACUAAGCUUGUGAGUACUUUGACUGGAAACAAAUGCACUGCUGACAAGAUGAUUCUGUAUGCUGAAAAUCACAACCAGUCCAUUUCAGGGGGGCGUUCAUUUGCUGAAGUACUUUUUGGUUCGGCUAACACAGAGGAGUCCUUGCUUAGGGGAUCGUCUUUGCAUAAGAUGAUUCGAUUAAUCACAUUUACAGUUGGUGGUCGGGCAUACCUUAAUUUUAUGGGCAAUGAAUUUGGGCACCCAAAGAGGGUCGAGUUCCCAAUGUCAAGCAACAAAUUUUCCUAUUCACUUGCUAAUCGUCGUUGGGAGCUUUUGGAGGACGAAUUUCAUCGCAAAUUAUAUGUUUUUGAUAAAGACAUGAUGAAACUGGAUGAAGAUGGAAAAAUACUCCUGAAAGGUUCAAGAGGCCUUCCGAAUAUUCACCAUGUCAAUGAUGCAAUGAUGGUCAUAUCUUACUUACGAGGUCCUUUUCUCUUAGUCUUCAAUUUUCACCCAACAAAUUCAUAUGAAAGGUAUCGCGUAGGUGUUGAAGAAGCUGGAGAAUAUGAAAUUGUGUUGAAUACAGAUGAUGAUAUUUAUGGUGGUCGAGGAUUAAUUGGUAAAGAUCAAUAUUCUCAUAGGACCAUUAGCAGGAGGGUCGAUGGUGCUCGAUAUUGCCUAGAAGUGCCACUCCCUAACAGAACUGCUCAGGUCUACAAGUUAACUCGGAUUCUUAGAGUUUAA